AUGCCAAUAAAAUCCGUUAUGUCCACCGCGGCUCCGCUUCUCACGUCGCGCCACGUGGCAGUCAUCGGCGCCGGCGCCGCCGGUCUGGUGGCGGCGCGCGAGCUCCGACGGGAGGGGCACAGGGUGGUGGUUUUCGAGCGAGGGAAGGAAGUAGGAGGCACGUGGGGGUACAGUCCGGAGGUGGAAUCGGAUCCGCUAGGUUUGGACCCGAACCGGAGCUUAGUUCACUCGAGCCUCUACGAUUCGCUUCGAACCAAUCUGCCUCGGGAAAGCAUGGGUUUCCGAGAUUACCCCUUCAGGAAGAGGGAGGAGAAAGGGAGGGAUUCUAGAAGGUUCCCAGGUCACAGAGAGGUGUUGAUGUAUUUGCGGGAUUUCGCCGUUGAUUUUGAAAUCAUCGAAUUGGUGCGGUUUGAAACGGAAGUGGUGUUCGCUGGAUUGGGCGAGGGAGGAAAGUGGAGGGUGACGUCAACAUCACCGCAUAAUGAUCAUGUGGACGAGAUUUACGACGCCGUUAUCGUUUGCAACGGACAUUACUUUCAACCUCGUCUUCCUCGUAUCCCUGGCAUUAAUGCGUGGCCAGGGAAGCAGAUGCAUAGCCAUAAUUACAGAACACCUAAGCCUUAUCAAGAUAAAGUUGUAGUUCUAAUAGGUAGCUCGGCGAGUGCGGUUGAUAUCUCUCGAGAUAUCGCAACACUUGCUAAAGAAGUCCACAUUGCAGUUAGGUCUCUUGAAGAAGAGAAGCUGGGAAAGGUGGCUGGUCAUGAAAACAUGUGGCUUCAUUCCAUGAUUGACAGUGUUCAUGAAGAUGGUAAAGUGGUUUUUCAAGAAGGAAAUGCAAUUGGUGUGGACUUCAUCAUACAUUGCACAGGAUAUAAGUAUGAUUUCCCUUUCCUUGAAACCAAGGGGGAGGUGACGGUUGAUGAUAACCGUGUAGGACCACUCUACAAGCAUGUUUUUCCACCAGCGUUGUCUCCAUGGCUUUCAUUUGUUGGGUUGCCUUGGAAGGUUCUUCCCUUCCCCAUGUUCGAGCUGCAGAGCAAGUGGAUAGCUGGAAUUUUAUCAAAUCGCAUUGCACUUCCUUCAAAAGAGGAUAUGGCUGAAGAUAUUGAAGCGUUUUACUCAUCACUUGAAGCCUCUGGCACUCCUAAGCGUUACACUCAUAAUAUGGACAUUCUUCAGUGGGACUACAAUAACUGGAUUGCAAAUCGGUGUGGGUUUCCUUCUAUUGAAGAAUGGAGAAAGCAAAUGUGCAUGGCCACAUCCAAGAACAGGGUGUUGCGACCCGAGUCUUACCGUGACGAGUGGGAGGAUGAUGAUUUGGUUCAGCAAGCGGAACAGGAUUUUGCCAAUUAUCUGAUCUAA
Molecule: messenger RNA, 1362 nt
Organism: Sphenostylis stenocarpa
Lineage: Eukaryota; Viridiplantae; Streptophyta; Magnoliopsida; Fabales; Fabaceae
Source: the annotation of a GenBank genome assembly